Messenger RNA from Effrenium voratum, 489 nucleotides. NCBI's taxonomy places the organism in Eukaryota, Dinophyceae, Suessiales, Symbiodiniaceae. The record is from the annotation of a GenBank genome assembly.
AUGGCACAGAGCCCAAGCAAGUCCUCGCGGCCAGCCAAGAACCUUCGCAUGCUGGCGACCACCGGCAGUGUGGACUUGGCUCCUGACAGCAUCACGCGCUUCAACGAGGCUUCGGCUACGGGGCCUUCUGCCACGCAGGGCUGGCCUGCGAAGAGUCGGGAGGCGGAGGGAUCCAAUAGCUGGAGACCCGUGACUUUCUCCUCGGCCAAGAAGGACUCUGAGGGGAAAGAGUCCUCGGUGGGGAAGGUCCAUCUGCCGGGCUAUGGUACUGCAGAUGGGGCUAGUACACUGGCCAAGGUAUUGCUGUCCAGGAUCAACAUCUCAAUCUAUGGUCCGGAAGCUCGCCGUCAGCAGCAACAGCAGUACCAGCAGAUGCAGAUGAUGUCCAACGGCAUGCCGCAGAUGCAAGUCCAUGGCGUUCAUGUGCCAGUACAAGGCGGCCAAGGUAUGCCCAUGAUGCACGGCAUGAGUUUGCCUACUCAAGGUUAA